AUGUGGGAGCGCGGCAGGCCGCCCCGCAAGCCCCGCCCGUCCCCGAUCCUCGUGCCGCCGCCCCCGUCGUCGCCGCCACCCCGCCUGAAUCUCCUCCUCCCGGGAUCCCUCCUCGCGCUCGCCGCGCGCGCCAUGCCGUCGCGCCGCCCCUCCCCGGUCCUCCUCCUACUCCUCACGCUCUCGCUCGCCCUCCUCUUCCUUAUCCUCUCCCCUUCCUCCCCCUCCGCCUCCGUCUUCUCCCGCUCCCUCAGCUCGGGCUCCGCUAUCGCCUCCUCAUCUCCGGCGUCAACCUCCGCCCCGCCUGCUCCCGUCAAGAUCUACCUGUACGACCUGCCCGCCAAGUUUACCUAUGGCGUCGUCCGGAGCUACACGGCUGCGCGUGCGCCGUCGGGCUCGGCGGACGCCGCGGCGGCUCUGCCCGACGAGCAGCUGCGCCUUGUUGUGAACCCCAUCCGCUCUCCGCCGGCAGCAAACGCCUCUGGGGCGGCGGCAGCGUACAGCGACGAGGCCAUGCAAGAGGAGCUGCUAGAGUGGCUGGAGCGGCAGCCUUACUGGCGGCGCCACAGGGGGAGGGAUCACGUUUUCAUCUGCCAGGACCCCAAUGCCCUGUACAGUGUGAUCGACCGGAUCAGCAAUGCCGUACUCCUGGUCUCUGAUUUCGGCAGGUUGCGCAGCGAUCAGGCAUCUCUCGUCAAGGAUGUCAUCCUGCCCUACUCACACCGAAUCAACUCCUUCAAGGGUGAGGUCGGGGUGGAUGGCCGGCCCUCAUUGCUGUUCUUCAUGGGCAAUAGGUACCGCAAGGAGAGACAGGACCUAUCCCUGGCUGCGAAUUGGAUGCCUCAAGUCCCCCAGAAGGGAGGGAAGGUUCGUGAUGCGCUUUUCCAGAUUCUUGAAAACGAGGAUGAUGUAACCAUAAAACAUGGAACUCAAUCAAGGGAGAGUCGUCGUGCAGCUAGACAAGGAAUGCACUCAUCUAAAUUUUGCCUCCAUCCUGCUGGAGAUACUCCCUCAGCAUGCAGAUUAUUUGAUGCACUUGUCAGUCUGUGUGUUCCUGUUAUAGUCAGUGAUUACAUUGAACUUCCAUUCGAAGAUAUUAUAGACUACAAUAAAAUAUCAAUAUUUGUUGGGACAAGCAAAGCAUUACAACCUGGAUACUUAACUUCAAUGCUUCGAAGAAUCAGUUCAGAGAGGAUUCUGGAGUACCAGAGGGAAAUAAAAAAGGUGAAACAUUACUUUGAGUACGAGGAUCCGAAUGGACCAGUGAAUGAGAUUUGGCGCCAAGUAUCUCUUAAAGCACCACUGAUAAAGUUGUUGAUUAACCGCAACAAACGGUUGCUUGAAAGAGGCACCAAUGGAACAGAUUGCUCGUGCAUUUGCUCUACAACUCCAACUGAGAUAACUGCAGCCAGUUAA
Miscanthus lutarioriparius is the source of this 1413-nucleotide messenger RNA. Lineage: Eukaryota; Viridiplantae; Streptophyta; Magnoliopsida; Poales; Poaceae. The record is from the annotation of a GenBank genome assembly.